GCUGCACAAGAGUCACUCCCACUAACUUAGGCCAAAGGGCCCGGCAGCUCCCUCGAUUCCGGAGCCGCCCCACUUGGUCCGUGGUCUUCAAGUCCAGCCCAACAAUUCAAGCGCUCUUCUCUUUUCUCUGAACAUGAUGGUCUUGCCAAUCACCCACAGUGAGCAUGGCUGAUCCGCCCGUCGACGAGGCUCAUGUUGCGGUGGAAGAAUUAUCGGAAGACCUUGAUUCUGCGUACGGCGGAGACGAACUGUACGUUGAUGGAACCCACUACGAGCUCGGUUCUGUCUGCUGAUCACCAGAGGAAAAGAGCCAGUUUCACUGGUUCCCUGAGUUAUAGCGCGACAAACUACAAAUGGGAACAUGGUCGACGGUAUCAAAGCUUCAGAGAAGGGAGUAAGACAUGAUCGAUGUUGCAAGAUGAAACCGCGAGUGCUAAAAGACCUCAAACAGCUUACAAUUUUCCCAAUGAUGAGGAAGAACAGGAGCGCUACGACAUCAUGCACGCGGUGUUUCUCACCGCCAUGAAUGGCAACCUUUUUUUGGCCCCACUGAAACAGGACUUGGGCCGCAUCUUGGACAUUGGCACAGGCACAGGAAUUUGGGCGAUCCAAAUAGGCGACCUGUUCCCAUCUGCCGUCGUGAUCGGAAACGAUCUAAGUCCCAUCCAGCCACGAUGGGUACCGCCCAAUGUCACGUUUGAGGUGGACGAUGUCGAAAGCGAGUGGCAAUAUUCACGGUCGUUCGACUAUGUCCACUCUCGCUAUAUGGCAGGUUCGGUCGCAGACUGGCCUCGUCUAAUGUCCCAAUGCUACAACCACCUGACACCCGGCGGAUGGGUCGAGUUUCAAGAUUUCGAUCUACACAACUACUCCCAGGACAAUUCCAUCCCGCCUGACAAUAAGGUGCUGGAAUGGUACAACCUGCUCAUGGAAGGCUGUGAGAGAAUUGGACGGACUGCUUCUCCCGGCCAGCACUUGGAAUCUUGGGUCCGAGACUCCGGAUUCACAAAUAUCCAUCAUAAGACUUUUAAACUGCCGCUGGGGGCGUGGCCGAAAGAUGAGAGGAUGAAACGGGUUGGUGCCCUAAAUCUUCUCCAGCUUCUCGAAGGCCUCGAAGGUCUCACACUAGCGCUUUUCACGAGAGCUCUAGGAUGGUCGACGGAGGCCAUUCACGUGUAUCUAGCGGCAGUCAGGAAAGACGCGAUGAAGAAAAGAGUGCAUAUGAUUCACGACUUUCAUGUGGUCUAUGCACAAAAGCCUAUGACAAGCUCGACAUCCUCCGAGUGAUACGACGGUGUUUCCUUUGCUUCAGCCUACGGGCCUAUUCAUGCAGCAGGUACGAGGGUGACGGAAAAGUUAGAGAAGACAUGGUCGAUUAGUCUUUACAAAGGGGGAAUGCCAUUCCAUUCUCUGACAGGAGUCUCAUGACCAUGGACCAAGAUACCUACACAUCCAUAUGCUGUUGUCAUUUUUAUCUUAAUUGAGCUCUAACCCUCCCGGCUCGAUACAAUGGUCUAUCCUUGAGAACGAACCUCUACUUUUAUUGCGUCUUCCAGGACGGCGUCUAUAGUACAGUAGUGUAGUAGAUGUCAACCUUUCCCCUAGAAAGGAGGCAAC
Molecule: messenger RNA, 1617 nt
Organism: Exophiala mesophila
Lineage: Eukaryota; Fungi; Ascomycota; Eurotiomycetes; Chaetothyriales; Herpotrichiellaceae
Exons: 8
Coding region: 409-1287 (292 amino acids)
Molecular function (GO): methyltransferase activity
Source: RefSeq, a predicted model, not a curated record